AUGAAACGCUCCAAAACACCCGCAAUGAAAAUGAGUCCCAUCGAGAAUGUAGUACCAAAUUUAGUGGAGGUCGUUUCUCAAGAGAACGUUAACUUGAGAAACAAACCGGACCGUUCACGUGACUUAUUUGGAGUUCAAUUAGAGGUUACAAGUUUACUAUUAGAAGCGGAAAGGAGAAAAUUGUCGGUACUUCAAAAGGAACUACAACAAGCUCUGGAAGAAGGAGGUUCCAUAAAAGCCAAGGAACAUCAAAAACAGGAGCUUCUUUUAGCCAUAGCGAGAAUUCAAGCGCAGUAUGAUCUCUUGGACAAAGAGUAUCGAGAACACGCGCUAGAGGCGCUGCUGUCGGCGAAUACAAGAGGAUUCGGAAAGUACGUAUAA
Phyllotreta striolata is the source of this 381-nucleotide messenger RNA. The record is from the annotation of a GenBank genome assembly. NCBI's taxonomy places the organism in Eukaryota, Metazoa, Arthropoda, Insecta, Coleoptera, Chrysomelidae.